AUGGCGGAGGCAAUAUCAUCAACCUUUGAUUCCGGUUGGGCAUGGCUCCCAAGCCACGUUCUAGAUUUGAUACUAGAUAAGUUGAUACCAAUCUCGGAUUACAUCCGGUUUGGCGUGGUUUGCAAGCGUUGGCGAUCGGUAGCUUUGUAUCAGAAGCAGCAGCGCCUCCAAUCAUGUCACAAACAGCUUCCUAUGCUCAUCAUCCCCCGCAACCGCGGUGGAAGAGGUUCCUUGUACGGUGUCACACAGGGAAAGGCAUACAGCUUUGAGUUGCCACAACAUGGGCCUAAGUAUAAUAAUCACAGUAGCUACGGUUGCUGUAGUUCUUGCCAUGGUUGGUUGGCUUAUAUGGGUGGUGAAUUUUUGGUCCUAACCCUCUUCAACCCUUUUACCGGAGGUACCAUUCUUCUUCCACCAGUCAAAGAAGUCCCAGAUAUACAUGAAGAUAUGGAUUUUUUUUUGGGUUCCAUCUUUUACAAGGUUGCAUUGUCUGCUGACCCAUCUUUGUUUCCUAAUGGUUUUGAAGCUCUGAUAGUCUACCAUACCAGUGAUUCUCCAGUAAGCCAAGUAGCCCAUUAUAAGGCAGGGGAUGUUACUUGGACUCGCAUAGAUGCGAGGAUGAUAUUAUCGGAUGCAAUUUAUUAUAAAGGCCAGUUUCUGGCUGUUACUAGCAGUGGUGGGCUUUUGUCAGUUAAUGUUAACAGUGACCCUGCAACUACUACUUGGUGUAUCAGAUCUACCAGAGGUUCACCUUCACACACUAUUACUCAUAAUUUCCUUGUUGAAUCAUCACGUGAAGACCUAUUGCUCGUGGAGAAGUCCUAUUCCAGAUCUUGGGAUCUGGCUUACAAGGUGUGGUCUGCUUAUGGGGAUGAUGGAGGAGCCCAAUGGGUUGAGAUUGAGAGUAUAGGAACUGAUGCUUUGUUCUUGGAUUGGAAUGUAUCCAUGUCUGUCUCGGCUUUAGACUUUCCGGAGUGUCGUCCAAAUUCCAUCUACUUCAUUGAUUAUGUAGAUGAGUUUCCACAGGUGGGUGUCUUCAACUUGGAAAACGGAAAUGUGGAAAAGGAUUGUGUUUUACAAGAUCCCAGCGAAAAGUGUCUUUUACUGGAGCCCAAGCGAACAGGAUUGUGGAUUUUACCCACUAUAGUAUGA
Messenger RNA from Prunus avium (sweet cherry), 1152 nucleotides. RefSeq names its product F-box protein At2g26160-like. Gene Ontology annotation, molecular function: protein binding. The record is from RefSeq and is a predicted model, not a curated record. Lineage: Eukaryota; Viridiplantae; Streptophyta; Magnoliopsida; Rosales; Rosaceae.